AUGGUAAAAACAGUAACAAAAACCACAACCCUCACCACCACCACCACCACCACCACCACCACCACCACCACCACCACCACCACCACCACCACCACCACCACCCUCUGUCUCUCCUCACAGGCUGCUGGAGUCUGCAGCCUGAAAUGUUUGUAUUCUUUUGGACAAUGCGAAGAGUGAUCGGCUAGCACGGAGAAUGGCCCUAUUCGUUCGAGAACUAGCGUACUCCAAGGUGGACCUCACUUCUGCCCUCGAGACCCCCUUCUCCGAACAAGACCAGAUGGAGAAGGCGGGUGCUGGCCACAACUCCUUCUGCAGCGCCCGCUCAAAGGCAUAG
Messenger RNA from Spirometra erinaceieuropaei, 334 nucleotides. The record is from the annotation of a GenBank genome assembly. NCBI's taxonomy places the organism in Eukaryota, Metazoa, Platyhelminthes, Cestoda, Diphyllobothriidea, Diphyllobothriidae.